AUGGAACGGUUCGAUGUAGCUGUUGUCGGCCUGGGUGCUCUUGGAAGUGCGGCGGCAUACCACGCUUCUCUCAAGGGCGCCAAGGUUAUCGGUUUCGAGCAAUUCGAGUUUGGCCACGUUCGCGGAGCUUCCAGUGAUACUUCUCGUAUCGUCAGAACUUCAUACGGAGAGCCCGAGUACGUGGCACUCGCUCGAUCGGCUUACAAGGACUGGGCCGACCUGGAGCGAAGAACUGGCCAGGAGCUGUUGACCAUCACUGGCGGCAUCAUCUUCUUUCCCCCAAACACUGGCCACAAGAUGUUCUCUAUCGAGGGAUACACAAAGAGUCUCGACCUUAACGGGGUUCCUUAUGAGCUUCUCUCUGCUCAAGAAGCGAACAAGCGGUGGCCUCAGUUCAAAGUCCCUGAAAACGUCCAGGCUGUCUACACUGCCGACUCUGGUAUCGCCCACGCCUCAAAAUCAGUCUCGGCUAUGCAGUUCCUGGCUCGCCAACACGGCGCCGUUCUCAAGGAGAGGACUCCAGUUGACCGUGUCACACCUGAUGGCGCUGGUACCGGCGUUGUCAUUGAGACACCCAAGGGAAAAUUCCAUGCCAAGAAGGUCAUCCUCGCAACUGAUGCCUGGACCAACAAGCUCUUGAAGCCUCUCAAGGCAGAAAUUCCUCUUGAUGUGAUGCAAGAGCAGGUGACCUAUUUCAGACCAAAGGACUCAGAUCUGCGAAGCUUUGAGCAAGACAAGUUCCCCGUCUGGAUCUGGGGCGGCGUUCCCAGCUUCUACGGCUUCCCCAGCUAUGGCGAGCCAACAAUCAAGGCUGGCCGGGAUACCUCAUACAACCGCAUGACCCCCGAGGAACGAACCUACAUCCCCUCGCCAGAGUUGUCAAAGGAGCUCCAAGACUUUAUGAGCAACACAAUACCUGGCAAGGGUGAGCCCAUGCGAACGGUGACCUGCCAGUACACUAUCACACCGGACCGCCAGUUUAUCAUCAGCCCGUUGGAGAAGCACAAGGAUGUCAUUGUGGCCUUGGGUGCUGCGCAUGGAUUCAAGUUUGCACCUGCGAUUGGUCGUGCUGCUGCUGAGCUGGCGAUUGAUGGAAAGUCUACCAAUGACCUGUCUCUCUUUGGGGUUCCCAAGGUGGAUGCACCUAGCAGCAAGCUGUAG
Molecule: messenger RNA, 1161 nt
Organism: Fusarium keratoplasticum
Lineage: Eukaryota; Fungi; Ascomycota; Sordariomycetes; Hypocreales; Nectriaceae
Product: DAO domain-containing protein
Exons: 1
Coding region: 1-1161 (386 amino acids)
Molecular function (GO): flavin adenine dinucleotide binding; sarcosine oxidase activity
Source: RefSeq, a predicted model, not a curated record